This is a messenger RNA of Acanthosepion pharaonis, 612 nucleotides long. Lineage: Eukaryota; Metazoa; Mollusca; Cephalopoda; Sepiida; Sepiidae. The record is from the annotation of a GenBank genome assembly.
AUGUCAGCCACUAGUACUGUUCCUUCAGAUAUAGCAUCCACAUCAGCAUCCACUCCUGCAAUGUCAACCACUAGUACGGUUCCUUCAGAUAUAGCAUCUACAUCAGCAUCCACUGCUCCAAUGUCAACCACUAAUAUAGCAUCCACAUCAGCAUCCACUCCUGCAAUGUCAACCACUAGUACCGUUCCUUCAGAUAUAGCAUCCACAUCAGCAUCCACUCCUGCAAUGUCAGCCACUAGUACCGUUCCUUCAGAUAUAGCAUCCACAUCAGCAUCCACUCCUGCAAUGUCAACCACUAGUACCGUUCCUUCAGAUAUAGCAUCCACAUCAGCAUCCACUCCUGCAAUGUCAGCCACUAGUACCGUUCCUUCAGAUAUAGCAUCCACAUCCUGCAAUGUCAGCCACUAUACCGUUCCUUCAGAUAUAGCAUCCACAUCAGCAUCCACUCCUGCAAUGUCAGCCACUAGUACCGUUCCUUCAGAUAUAGCAUCCACAUCAGCAUCCACUCCUGCAAUGUCAGCCACUAGUACCGUUCCUUCAGAUAUAGCAUCCACAUCAGCAUCCACUCCUGCAAUGUCAGCCACUAUACCGUUCCCGUUCCUUCAGAUAUAG